GCGACGGGCAACGCGUCGAGGCCCGGGUUGCUGCGCUGCGGGAAGGAGGCAGGCAGGGCGCGAAGAUGCUGAGCGAGGGGAGCAACCGGUUGAGGCGGGAGGUGAAGGGCCCGAAGCCCUAUUCCAUAGCCUUCAGCGCCAAACCUCCACAAGCAAAUGGCCCAGGCCCGGGGCGCGAGGUCCAAAUCUGGCGAAUGCAAGACAAGCUCCGCCUCGAAGCCUCGAAGUACGCCAACGCCCACCUCUUGGGCCGCCAGAUCAACGAAAGGGACGAGCUGAACGAACGCAAACGGCUUCACCGCCUGGUGCAGAAGAAGGUGAAUGCUGAGCUGCAGGGCUUCCUGGCUGAGACUGCGGAAAGGAGAGAAAGGCUUCGGGAUCUCUUGGAAAAGGAGGAAAAGAGUUACAUUGCUGAAAUGGAGUCAUUGGAAGAAACCAUCGAGGACAGAAAACAGAAAAUGGUAGAGAAGGCAAAAGCACUGAGAGAGAAUCGGGAAGAAGAGAGGCGGAAGAUGGUAGCUGAGAAACGGGAACAGCAGCUCAGAGCGGAUUGCGAGGAGCUGCGAUCCCAGUGGAGCAAGAAGCACCUUCUGGAGGUUUGCGAAGACCGCCUGGCCCAGCUGGCCUUGAACGAGGAGCUGAAGAAGCAAAGGGAGCAGGAGGAGGCCACCUACUUGGCUCUCUGGGAGGAGGACCGGCUGGCCAAGGAGAAGCGAGCCGCAAGAGAAGAGCAGGAGCGGCAGGCGCGGAAUUCUGACACACUGAACAUGCUGAACACCCAGAGGGCGGUGGCAGAAGCACAGAGGCAAGAGGAGAAGCGUCUCAAGGAAGAGGAGGCGAAGUAUAUGGAAGAGGAACGGCAGCUAUUCAAGAUGGAGGACGAGCGUGCCGAGAUCGAGAGGCGGCGGAAACUGAGGGAAUGCGGGGACAUGCUGCUGGCCUCCAUGCGGGAGAAGAUGAAACGCCUCAACCGGGCCAGGCAGGAGGAGCUGGCGCUGGACAUGAAGGUCCUGGACCACAUCAUGGAGCAAUCCAAGGAGGACACGGAAGGGCAAAAGAGACGGAAAAAGGAGCUCUUGAAAGAGCAGCAGAUGUACCGGGCAUACCUGGCAGAGCAGCUGGAGGAGGAGAAACGCCUGGAAAAAGAAAUGGACAAGGUGCGGGAGGAGGAGAUGGCCAGGAUGUGGGCCAGGAGGGCCGAGCUGGAGAAGCGAGGGAAGGAGGCCCGCGAGCGCCUGAUGAAGGAGGUGCUGGAUACAAGGCAGCUUCAGGUCCAGGAGAAACUGCAGAGAAACGCCCAGGAGCAGGAGGCCCUUCUUAGAGACAAGGAGCUGUUAAAUGCCGCCAUUCAAGAAUAUAACCGGCUAGAAGCGGAGAAAUACGCAAGGCGUCUGCAGCAAGCCAAGGAAUAUCGGGAGGACCUCCAAGCCCAGAUAGAUCACAACAAGAAAGCCCGGGAUUUCGAGAAGGAAGAGGAGCGCCGCGAAUACGAAUCGGGUCUGGAAGCCGAGAGGCUUUUGCAAGAGAAGAUCGCUGACAUCCUUUCGAGGCCUUACAUGAAGCUGAUCAACCUCCAUCCUUUGCGAAGGCAGCUGGCCAGCAGUCCUCAGUCCAUGAGAUGAUUUCUUCCUCUCUCUCUGUUUGUUUUUUUACUGUUCUAAUUUAUGGUGUCUAAAAACAUUGAGCAGAAACUUCU
Molecule: messenger RNA, 1696 nt
Organism: Heteronotia binoei (common prickly gecko)
Lineage: Eukaryota; Metazoa; Chordata; Lepidosauria; Squamata; Gekkonidae
Gene: CFAP53
Product: cilia and flagella associated protein 53
Exons: 8
Coding region: 66-1622 (518 amino acids)
Source: RefSeq, a predicted model, not a curated record